AUGUCCGGAUCUAAUAAAUCUAAUGGCAGUCCCAGUACUAAAUCAGACGGUGCCACUAAAUCAUCAGCCGGUGCCACCAAAUCAACUUCGAGUUCAGAUAGUAAUGAUUCAAAGACAAUGAAUAUGCCGGCAGAACAUGUGGACCUUCUGAGUAAGAAGGGCCUCAAAGUGGGUCAGGUGCUCAACAGUGGCAGUUUCUCAAAGGUGUGUCGGGCCACUAUGGGCACAAAGCCGGUCGCCGUUAAGAUCAUUGAUAUGAAACAGUCGUCGCAAGACUAUCAGAAGCGAUUCCUACCGCGAGAGUUGUAUACAAUGACAAAACUAAAGCACCCGAAUAUUAUCGGAAUCCAUGACAUCUCCACAAUCGGUGACAGAAUCUACAUAUUCAUGGAUUUGGCGGACGGCGGAGACAUACUGGACCUCAUCAAGAAGGACGGGGCCAUCCCUGAGCCCAGAGCCAAACCGCUGUAUAAAGGGGUGUCCGAAGCCAUCAAAUACAUCCACACGAAGGGCUUCGCGCACCGGGACAUCAAGAGUGAGAACAUUCUGCUGAAUAAAGACAGAACUAUUGCCAAAAUCGGUGACUUUGGCUUUUCGCGCACCUGUUUCGACAACACCACCGGACAGAGAGUCCUGAGUAAGACCUACUGCGGCAGCGCUGCCUACGCGGCUCCAGAGAUACUCAAAGUGGAACCGUAUAACCCGAUGAUCAGUGAUGUCUGGUCGAUGGGAGUGGUGCUAUAUGUGUUGGUCAACAACAGACUGCCAUUCGUUGCCGUUAACGACAAUUUGAAAGAUCUGUUGAAACACCAGUUGGAAAAGAGCAUCAAUUUUGACCGCAAAUCCCUGACCCCUGAGUGCAAAGAGCUCAUCCAAAAGCAACUCGAGCCCAACGUUAAACAGCGCUAUACUAUGGUCCAAGUAUAUAUCGUCGGAGUUCUGUAUCUCUCGUACCCCACGACCAUUGACUUAAGGAUAGGUCGAUCACUAAACGUUCAUUUGCCGGGAAUCACCAUUUGUACCGAGAUUUCGACCACAAUAUUGGCUGAAAAGAUUGUCGAGAUUCAGCCCUCGCUCUUCCAUAUACUUCAUGGCAAAACUCAAAGACAAGUCUCAUUUCUAUUAAGAAAGAAAGCAUUUCGUGAGUUACUUAAGGAACCAUUGAGAGGACUACCCAUUCAUAUGCAACAUAAAUACACUAUAAGUGCCGCAAAAUUCUUCGAUAAAUGUGAAGUACCGACGCCUAUAGGCUAUCUGAAUGAAUUGCAUCAGUUUUCUGAUGGCAAUAAUGUUCAGCAAAUAAAUCCAAAUAACGAUCAGUUCAUUGGAGUGAGUUUUACGCGCCAAACGACCACUUUAUUACCGCCUCCUUAUGCGACCAAAUGCAAGAAUUAUAGUCAAGAAGGCUUCACAUCCAGAGACCACUGUCUGUCCGAUUGCAAAGUGAAUGCCUAUACGAUGGCUGAUGGCUGGCCGGGAGACAUAUUCGCUACAAAAAACAUCACUUAUUCCUUCUCCAAGCUAUGGAUGAACGAGAAGAGUCCCGCCGGACAUCUCGAAGAAGGCCUCUCUUUGGAUGAGUUGUGUCGACAAAAGUGUGGAGAAUUCGAGGACUGCAUGAAUGUCUUCUAUGAAGUCAAACAAUUACGUGCAGAAGAGAGGGAUGAAGAGGACUAUGAGAACAACAAUUGGUUCACAAUCGGAAUAAUGCCCCCAAAGUCAGUGGACAUGACUUUAGUCCAUUUGCCUAAAUAUGAGCCAGUUGAAUUGGCGAUAUACGUCGGCGGACUAAUCAGUCUCUACUUAGGAGUGAGUGUUGUCUCAGUAAUCGUUGCAUUGUUUGCAUUCAUAACAUUCACAUCCAAGAAGAGUCCCACCGCUAAGAAAAGCUCUUCAAAACAAAGUAUUGAAAUGAAAUCAUUGAAUCAGAGCACCAGGAGUUUGGAUAUUGAAAAUAAUAACAGAUUAAUGCAAUCAAAUGCUCGACAACCACCUGAACCCCGAGCAAGACUUCCAGGACUUCUACACUUCAUGUUUGAAUCUUAAUUUAUAAAUUAUUUGACUAUUUUUAUAUUUGACUAAUAUAUUGACC
Oppiella nova is the source of this 2092-nucleotide messenger RNA. Lineage: Eukaryota; Metazoa; Arthropoda; Arachnida; Sarcoptiformes; Oppiidae. The record is from the annotation of a GenBank genome assembly.